UUUAUCGUUUCAUAUUUUAGAUAUAGAUAACUUAUAGUAUCACUAGUAACAGUAAGAACGCUUGUCCUCGAGAAAGUAUUCCCGAGAGGUCAUUUUAAAAUAGGUGAAUCACCAAGGACAGGACAUCAACGCUGUGAUAGAAGCUGUUCGUUCCAUAUCCGGUCAUUUUUUAAACCAGAGGACAGAAUGAUGAACGGAAAUGCAUUAUUUUAAGUUGUUCACCUUCAAGUGUUUCAUUGAUUGUUUUUAAAAGGAAGCACAGAAGACAGAUUCUCAAAUAUCUUGAGAAAUCCAAAGGACCAAAAUUUUUCGAGAAAACGGAUUUUUUCAGAAUAAAAAAAAUUAUUAUUUUUGAAAUAAAUAAACUCCAGUACAAGAACAGGAGUAGACACAGACAGAAGAAUCAUAAUAAUGGGUUCAACAGAUCCCCGAGAAUAUCUGAGCGGCGAAAAAGGAGACAUGAUACUGUUGGAUGCGAUCACUGAUGUUGAAAGAGAUAAUGACAUAAACAAAGUUCCUGAAGCCAUGCCUUUCGACUUGGAACAACAAACAACUACAAAAGAUAUAGAGGCAGAACAACAAAAUGAUAUUCCAAAAAGAGAGACGUGGGAUAAAAAAUUAGAUUUCAUCAUGUCAUGCAUUGGAUUUGCUGUUGGUCUGGGAAACGUUUGGAGGUUUCCUUAUCUAUGUUAUAAAAACGGAGGAGGAGCAUUUCUCAUACCAUAUUGUCUCUUCAUUGUCAUUGGAGGAGUACCGGUAUUUUUCCUGGAAGUAUCACUCGGCCAAUUCAUGAAGCAAGGGGCAUUCGGGAUCUGGGACAUUUGCCCAAUUAUGAAAGGUAUUGGGUUUGCAUCCACGAUCAUCGUAUUCUUCUGCAACUGUUAUUACAUUAUGGUUCUUACGUGGGCUAUUUAUUAUUUCUUUCGCUCAUUCACAUCCAUACUGCCGUGGUCAACAUGCAACAACCCAUGGAACACAGAAUUCUGUUCCACUAACUUUACAGCGAACAAUUUCACGAUGUCAGACAACAUAACAAACUUCAACGGAUCAUCCAUAGAAAUAUCAUCACAAAAUUUGACAAACAUCACAAAUGCCAAUCUUACUACUAAAUGGACGUCUCCUGUUGUUGAAUUUUGGGAGAGAGAAGUUCUUCAAAUAACUUCUGGAAUCACUGAACCAGGAGACAUAAGAUGGCAACUUGUACUUUGUCUUCUGUUGGCUUGGACUGUUUGUUAUAUUUGCAUUUGCAAGGGAGUUAGAAGCACUGGAAAGGUGGUAUAUUUCACCGCUGUCUUCCCUUAUGUCGUACUACUUUGUCUGUUAGUUCGUGGCUCAACAUUGCCUGGUGCGACUGAAGGAAUAAGAUUUUAUUUGCAACCAAACUGGACCAAGUUAACAGAGGGACAGGUUUGGGUUGAUGCAGGAACUCAAAUAUUUUUUUCAUACGCCAUUGGUCUUGGUGCUUUGUCUGCUCUUGGAAGUUACAACGUGUAUCAUAAUGAUUGUUACAAGGACUGCUUCAUUCUCGCUAUCGUCAACUCCGCCACUAGUUUCUUCUCUGGCUUUGCAAUUUUUGCAUUUCUGGGCUUUAUGGCAUACGAACAAAAUGUACCUGUUUCAGAAGUGGCAGAGUCUGGCCCAGGCCUGGCAUUUCUGGCAUAUCCGAAAGGCGUUACUAUGAUGCCACUGUCGCCACUAUGGUCCUGUUUAUUUUUUUUCAUGAUAUUACUUUUGGGACUCGACAGCCAGUUCGUUGGUGUAGAAGGCUUCAUCACUGCACUAACUGAUUUAUUUCCACGUCAACUACGCAGAAGACGAGAAUUAUUUGCUGCAUUUACUUGUUUUAUCUGCUUUCUUGUCGGUCUUUCCAUGGUUACCCAGGGUGGUAUGUACGUUUUCCAAAUAUUCGACUAUUAUUCAGCAAGUGGGAUGACCCUACUUUGGAUGUCUUUCUGGGAAUGUAUUACCGUUGCUUGGAUAUAUGGUGGUGAUCGUUUUUAUGACAAUAUACAACAUAUGAUAGGAUAUCGACCAAACCCUGUUAUCAAAUGGUGCUGGAUGUUUGUUACUCCUCUUGUUGUUUUAGUUAUUCUGAUUUCAACUUGGGUCAGUCACGAAAACCUCGUCUACAAUAGAACAUAUCAUUAUCCAUUCUGGGGUAUAAUGUUAGGAUGGGGAUUUGCGUUAUCUUCAAUGAUCUGCAUUCCAGCUGUUGCCAUAUUCAAGAUUCUAACUACUCCUGGUACAUUGAGAGAGCGAUUAACUAUUCUUACGACACCAUUGCUUCAACCACACCAUUGUGACAAGACAAAAGAAACUCAGCUCGAACCAUUUCUAGCUACUGCUUGUCCAGAAGAAAAAGAAGAAUGCCCUCUUACAAUAUGUUGUCAUAGUGAAGGUAUAACCCCCACUAGUGAUGAUUCAAAUAUAAAUAAAUGUGAAACCCCACCGCCAGUGUAUAGUGACACCCAAUUUCACGUCACUGACUGAUUUCAAGAGGAAUUAGCAUUCACAUUUGGUGGGCUAUUGUAUCUUGGAAAAUCCCCGCUGAAUUUUGAAUAUCCUACCUGUAAUAAACUUCGUAUAGAUUUAGAAACACCUAAAAGUUAUUUAAAAGUUGAGGUAACAAUAAAGUUGAAUUUAAAAAUUUGCGCAAUACAAUAUAAGAACAACAGAAUAAUAGUAAGUCAAGUUUCUUCUCUGUUUAAAAAAUCCAUUGAAUGAAGACAAAAUAUAUUUGGGUGCUCCCGAAGUAUUCGUACCAAGAUGGCUCACAACCUGAACAUAGUAAUUGUACGAGGUCAGGGUUGUUCAGGUUGUGCGUCAUCUUGAAUAAAUAUUUGCAUACCAGAUGAGAGGGCCUUCUAAUAAAGCUAUCUUAUCGGCUUCCCCCCCUUCUAAGAUAUAUAUAUUAGAAAUUAGAUAUAUACAGCAGAAAUUACUGCUGAUAAAUAAUUGCUUGUCAGCUGCAAAACAUAAAUGAAUUCCAUGUUACUUGCAUCUAAGUAUGAUUUCGUUUCACGUGAUAGAAAGUUAUCAAGCUUUUACUUCUGAGGUGAAACAAGUCAAUGAAUUGGACUUGGUGAAUUCAAACUAUGCUCAAAGUGAUAAAAAAGCAUAAUUUAUAAGUCAUUCAGUUAAGAUUUUUGUCAUGUAGAAGUUCAAAUAAAAGUGUUGUGUAAUAAAUGUUAUUCUGGCACCCCGUUCUGGAUAGAUUUUAUCAAUAAUUACUUGUUGUUUUAACUCAAAGUUUUUUUUUUAUAAUUUAUCAUUCAUCCAGUAUUCUAUAUAUAAUGAAAUGUUUUAAAACUUCAAUCGAGCAAAUAUUUUGAGUCUAUUUUAGUCAUUUUUGAAUUGUAUGACCUAUCGCCAACCGAUUAUACAAUAUCAUAGGCUAUUUAUAAUAUCGUUCUAGCUAUUUAUUGUCUGUAUUUAAUCUAUUCAUUACAUAUGCUUGUUCUUGUAUGCUUGUUAUAUGAUUAUAAUAAGUGAGAUAGGAAAAUAUAAGUCACAGUUACCAAUCCAAUAUUUAAAAGCAAUUUUGGUCGUAUAUUGAUAUGCGUUGUCAUGGACUACGUCUAGAAACGAUGUGAUAUGCUUUUAUAUUUAUCAUCACUUAUCGUAAUUUUCCAAGUCGUGUACCAUUGCUCGUUGAUAGAUAAUGAAAAAAAAACUGAAAGCUAAAAUUUCAAACAUGUAAACGUUUUCUGCGCUUUUAUAUAUAUAUAGCUAUAUCAAUUUGUAUGAAGAUUAUUUACCGGAAGACUUGGGAGUACAUCCAUUAUACAUCUCUCGUUCCAUGAAUGCUAUCCUUCAUUUUGUACUCCAGUGUUUUAUAUAAGAUUUAUAAACAAUCUAAUAACUAUUCUUCAAAUGGGAUCCUAUCAGUCUGUUAUAUAUAUAAAUUUUUUAUGUGUUUGUAAAUGAACAAAGUUUUAAUAUAUCUAUGAUAUUUAGUUAUCUUAUUAAGAAAAAUUGUGGCAUAGUGUCAUGAUUGAAAUUAUGAAAAAAUAAAUAAAUAAAUGAUUGAAUGGUAAAUCUGCAA
This is a messenger RNA of Styela clava, 4045 nucleotides long. RefSeq names its product sodium- and chloride-dependent creatine transporter 1-like. Gene Ontology annotation, biological process: amino acid transport; sodium ion transmembrane transport; nitrogen compound transport. Gene Ontology annotation, molecular function: gamma-aminobutyric acid:sodium:chloride symporter activity. The record is from RefSeq and is a predicted model, not a curated record. Lineage: Eukaryota; Metazoa; Chordata; Ascidiacea; Stolidobranchia; Styelidae. Gene Ontology annotation, cellular component: plasma membrane.